GCGGCGAGGACGGGGCAGUCAGCCCUUGCACUGAGGCUCGGUGUGAGUGUGGCAGAGUCGCUGCCGCCGCUCCUGACAUUGAGUAGUGAGACACAGCAAGCGAGAGAGAGAAUCCCAGCCACGUAAGUAGCUAUUAAUACAUGGUAGGGAGAUGAUGUCUUGCUGAAAGGGAUUGGCCCGGCCAUCCCUUUCCUCCCCCUUCUUCUACCUCUAGGAAUAAAGAUCAGCGCCUGAAAUCAUCAUCAUCUUUUAAAAGUGGUUGCAUUCUCUUCUCCACUCCUGUUCUUCGCAUCUCUGGACUCGGGGGGACAAAGAGGAGGCCGUCACGGAGAGGGGCUCCUGCCUGCAGCAUUUUCUUUUUUAUUAUUUUGUCGCUAAUGGUUUUUGCUUGCAUGUGCAUUGCACUACAAGAUCGGGUGAACACCGAAGGAAGGAAAGAGCAAAUUAACUCUACGCAAUGGAAAGCUGAGAGCAUUGAUCUGCUCUUGUCCUUGGUUGCACUUUUUGUCUGAUCAAAAGAAAAAGAGGGGGGGAAAUCACCGUUGCAGCGCGUGGAUCUUUGUGCACCUCUCUUCCUGGUGGUGACGGUGCCUUUCAUAUUAAGAACGUCUUUUCUCUCCAUCAAAACCGGAAUUUGGCUGAAAAUCUAUGACCAAAUAGCACACAUUCGCCCGCCCCCCCUUUUUUUGUUUCCUUUUGGUCGGCGAAGCUUCUUAAUGACCCUCUGAAGUUAAAUGCUCCCUCGUUAUUUUUUGUUGAAUUUCUGGGUAGCCUUUGCUAUCAGGAAAAAGGUUCAGACGCCAUCUACAGUUAAAACGUAGGCAAUUUUCUUUUCUUUUCUUGAAAGAGCAGCAGGAAAACCCACACGUCUAUUACAGCACGUUACCUAACCCCAUUCUUUAAAUCGUGAGAGUAUUUUGACGGAGUCAUUAAGAAAUUAAAUACUGAUAACGAAUCUCUUUCUUCACCCCUUUUUAAUUUUUCUCUGUUGGCUUAAAAAUACGUACAUACUGUUUCCUGAGAGGCUGCAUUUCGUGAACGUGCAAAAUUUUCAUUUUGAAUUACUUUGCUGCUCCAGGGGAAAAGAUACACAACGAAUCGAAGGCGCCGGGUUCGCUGGGAAGAACCCUUUCGAUUGAUUGCACGCUCCCCGCUCCAACCUCCCACACCGCCUCGCUUUAUACUUUGGACUGUAAUCCCAAAUAAACCUGCCCUCUAAGCACCCUUUCAGCAGCAGCAGCACAAAGGCAUUGUUGCGGCUGGCCUGUGAUAAACGGCUGAUCUUCAGAUAACCCAAAGGGUGUGUGGGGGUGAUUUGGGGGCUUCUCGGAGGGUUUGAUCUCUCCUUCCCCAUGAACAUACAAAGGUCAACCCCAAUCACAAUAGCACGAUAUGGAAGACCUCGGAAUAAAACCCAGGAUUUUGAAGAGCUCUCGUCUAUAAGGCCAACUGAGUCCAGCCAGAGUUUUAGCCCCAACCUAGGCUCGCCAAGCCCGCCAGAGACUCCCAACUUGUCGCAUUGCGUUUCUUGCAUCGGGAAAUACUUACUGUUGGAACCUUUGGAAGGAGACCACAUUUUUCGAGCCGUUCAUCUGCACAGCGAGGAGGAGCUGGUUUGCAAGGUGUUUGAUGUUGGCUGCUACCAAGAAUUACUUGCGCCAUGUUUUUGUCUGCCUCCUCAUGACAACAUCAACCAAAUUACUGAAAUCAUUCUUGGGGAGACAAAAGCGUAUGUGUUCUUUGAAAGGAGCUAUGGGGACAUGCAUUCCUUUGUUCGAACCUGCAAGAAGUUGAAGGAGGAGGAGGCAGCCAAAUUGUUCUAUCAGAUAGUGUCGGCUGUAGCACACUGUCAUGAUGGUGGACUGGUACUGCGGGAUCUCAAGCUGCGGAAAUUCAUAUUCAAGGAUGAAGAAAGGACUCGAGUGAAAUUGGAGAGCCUUGAAGAUGCUUACAUUCUACGGGGAAAUGACGACUCUCUUUCUGAUAAGCAUGGAUGCCCAGCCUACGUGAGCCCAGAGAUCUUGAACACAAAUGGCAGCUACUCUGGCAAGGCAGCGGACGUGUGGAGUCUAGGUGUCAUGCUUUACACAAUGCUAGUUGGACGCUAUCCUUUUCAUGACAUUGAGCCUAGUUCUCUCUUCAGCAAGAUCCGCCGCGGGCAGUUCAGCAUUCCAGAGACUUUAUCCCCCAAGGCAAAAUGCCUUAUACGUAGCAUCCUGCGCCGGGAGCCCUCAGAAAGGCUGACUUCGCAGGAAAUUCUGGACCAUCCUUGGUUUUCUACAGAUUUUAAUGUGUGUAAUUCAGGAUAUGGUGCUAAGGAAGUAACAGAUCAGCUGGUGCCUGAUGUCAAUAUGGAAGAGGACUCGGAUCCGUUCUUUAACUGAACAUUAGAACUACUGGCCAGAAGGUGCAUGGUCCAGAAAGGACAACAUGAAGGGAGUUCUUCCUGAUCAUGCAGAAUUAUCUGUGUCUCAGCCUGGUUUGAUAGCAAAAAGACAACCCAGAGUUCUCUUUGGAGAAGGAAUGUCCAAGAAAUGAGCUAACACAACAGAUGUAGCAUGGUGGAGAUGAUGAUUAGGUGGAUGGAAUUACUGCUAUCAAGUUAGAUUGACAUAGAAGGAGGUGGCAGCAUGGAGCAACUGUAGCUUCUCAUCUUUAUGGAGCCAAGGACACUGCACACCCAUGUUCCAGUGCAGCCACUAAUCCACUCCUGAUUCAGUUUCAUUAAAAUACUUAUGGUUCCCAGUGAACAGAAACUUUUGCCUCAACUUGCAUCUUGGCAUCGCACUGUUAGAUAUUUAACUUCAGCCAUUAUUCAGGGAAGGUACAAUUAGCUAUUUGAUUCCCCCCCCCCGUAUCACUUUUUAAAAUCCGAUGUUUAAUAGCUUCAGUGAGAUUUCUUUUCGGGAGGGAGGGAAGCGCACAAAGGAAGACAUGAGAGGGUGCUAAACCAAGUUUUAGUUCAUGUUUCGUGAAGGCUAACGUUUUGCAUUAACAGUUCUUCUAAAUAAACUACUUUAAUUCUUGUUAAGAGAAAUGAGAUUUGAAAUGUUUUGUUCCCUUAAGAGGGAAGGGACUGUCCCUUACCAAGCUGUUCUAGUUUUUGGUCAAAUGGUUUUGUUGAAGGCAGCAGCUAGACAUUAGACUUCCAGCUGUGAUUGAAUACUUUAAUGGCAAGAUAAUUCUUUUUUAGGUUUUUUUCUUUUAAAGUGGGGGUUAAAAUGCUGGCUUCCACUUUACCAUACUGAACAUAAAUCUGACUGCAUUGGGUGAGAAUCUCCCUGUGGAAUCCUUUUAAAAAGGAAAAGGGACCUAAUCCUGUAUCCACUUUUUCCUCUGGCUGUUGUGAAUAUGAACAGGGGAACUCUUUAUUAUUGAAGAAAAAAUGUGGCAUUUUCCCUCCCUCCUGCCCUUCCCCAUCACCACAGUUUCUUAGAAUGGCAAUGUCUUUGGGGUUUUUUUCAAUUUUUUUUUUUUUUAAAGAAUGCUGUUCUAAUAUUCUUGUUGGAUCUGCCUUGGAUAUACUAUAAAAGGGUAUGAAUAAGCUGAACAUUACUUAGGAUACAAAUCUGUCUCAAAGUACACAGUAAUAUGCACCUUUUUGUAUUGUCAAGACUUAUUUAUUGAUGAAACUGUCACAGUUGUGAUGAAUUAAGCCAGUACUUCAAUUACGGGUUGACUUGGGGUGACAUGUUACAUGUUGUAGUUAACACUUUUAUUUUUCUCUUCAGGUAUUCCUGUCCCUGAAUGACAUACUUUUAUUAUGAUGAUUAUUAUUUUAGCUCCCCACCACCACCACCACCUCCUCCACCUUCCUUAGAGAGCUUUCAUUUUGACUUAGACUGGCAAAUGAUUUUUAUUACUGCUUUUAUAUUGCUGUAUGAUAUUGGGGGAAAACAAAACAAACAACUCUCUUGGCAUAAAUAUUUGUGUUUCCAGUACCUCAGUUGUUCUGAUGUUACUGCCUGUAUGCGUUUUUGUGAAGUGGUCUUGUUUUUUGGGUAGGUACAUGUGGACUCUGUAGUAUGUAAAUGUUACUUGAAUUUUGUGCUUAAUUAUAGUAUGUGGCAUGUGCGUACAGCUACUUGGCAUUUGACGUAUGGAUGCUAUUUGCCUGCCCUGCAGGAAGGUUUCGAUCCCACUCUCAAGAUGAUGGUUCACAGUUCCUUAUCAAGAGACAAAGCUGCAGCUGACCUGCCUUGGUUCUAUUUUGGUAUCUGAGAAUAUAAAGGAGUAAUGUUUUUACACUCUGAAGAUGGUGCUGUGUUGAGGGACUUCAUUUUUUUAAUGUUUAUUUUAUAAACUUGUAGGAGGAAAGAUUGGUGAUGUGCAUGGUGGGAUUUUAUUGCCUCUGGUGCUUUGUCUUGUAUUUGGUUUAAUGUUUUUGUCCUAAUCUCUUCAAUAAACAAAAUUGUGCAUAUUUAACUAAA
This is a messenger RNA of Hemicordylus capensis (graceful crag lizard), 4430 nucleotides long. RefSeq names its product tribbles pseudokinase 2 (gene TRIB2). Bases 1353 to 2384 code for a protein of 343 amino acids. Gene Ontology annotation, biological process: positive regulation of proteasomal ubiquitin-dependent protein catabolic process; protein phosphorylation; regulation of MAP kinase activity. Gene Ontology annotation, molecular function: mitogen-activated protein kinase kinase binding; protein kinase activity; ATP binding. The transcript is spliced from 3 exons. NCBI's taxonomy places the organism in Eukaryota, Metazoa, Chordata, Lepidosauria, Squamata, Cordylidae. The record is from RefSeq and is a predicted model, not a curated record. Gene Ontology annotation, cellular component: nucleus.